This is a messenger RNA of Triplophysa rosa, 1665 nucleotides long. It is a transcript of the gene tdp2b, whose product is annotated as tyrosyl-DNA phosphodiesterase 2b. The record is from RefSeq and is a predicted model, not a curated record. The transcript has 7 exons. Bases 65 to 1234 code for a protein of 389 amino acids. Gene Ontology annotation, cellular component: cytoplasm; PML body. NCBI's taxonomy places the organism in Eukaryota, Metazoa, Chordata, Actinopteri, Cypriniformes, Nemacheilidae. Gene Ontology annotation, molecular function: 5'-tyrosyl-DNA phosphodiesterase activity; single-stranded DNA binding; protein binding. Gene Ontology annotation, biological process: double-strand break repair.
AUUUUAGUCCCUGGACCUAUUUACUUGCGCAUGGCCCGCCGUUAUUUAUUUUUAAACUGUGGACAUGUCCAAUACUGUCAUGUCAGGUGGCCACAUCGAUAAACAAAUGUCUGACCUGGAGGAAACGAGGAGGAAUCUUUGCGAUCAGUUUGCCUUCGUCUCUGGAUCGGAUAGUGCUGUGGCUCAGUGUUAUCUAGCGGAAAAUGACUGGGACAUGGAGAGAGCGCUGAACUCUUUCUUUGAGGCUCAUAUGGAUUCCGAAUUUGAUGUUCAGGAUGCCGAGGAAACAAAAAAUGAGUCUGGGACAAAAAGAAAGAAAUUGGAUUCUCCUGCCACAGCUGAUACAUCAGGAACAAAGAAAUUGAAGUCUGGCAAAGUGAAUUGUAUUGACUUAACUGCAGAUGAACCGUCCUGUUCCAGAAAUGUGAACUCAAAGGAAAGUCAAGCUGAAAGUAACAGCGGAUCCCAAUCUGAUGAUGGAGAUAGCAAGUUGUCUGUCAUCAGCUGGAAUGUAGACGGUCUGGACACAUUAAAUCUUGCAGAGCGUGCCAGAGGCUUGUGCUCAUAUCUAGCUCUCUAUACCCCAGAUGUUGUUUUUCUUCAAGAACUCAUUCCAGCCUAUAUUCAAUAUCUUAAGAAACGUGCUGUCAGCUACUUGUUUGUAGAGGGGAGUGAUGAUGGAUACUUCACAGGGAUAAUGCUGAAGAAAUCAAGAGUAAAACUUUUGGAAAGUGAGAUCAUUUCUUAUCCUACAACACAGAUGAUGAGGAAUCUGAUAGUUGCUAAGGUCACCUUCUUGGGUCAGAAGCUAUACUUGAUGACAUCACACCUGGAAAGCUGUAAGAACCAAUCAGAGGAGAGAAUGAAACAGCUGCGGGUUGUGCUUCAAAAGAUAAGAGACGCACCAGAUGAUGUCACUGUCCUUUUUGGCGGAGACACCAAUCUCAGAGACAGCGAGGUGGUAAAGGUUGGAGGUUUGCCUCAAGGUGUGUGUGACUUGUGGGAACAGCUGGGCAAACAGGAACACUGCAGAUACACCUGGGACACAAAAGCAAACAGCAAUAAGACCCUGCCUUACGUCAGCAGAUGCCGCUUCGACCGCAUCUACCUUAGGUCUGCUAAAACCGGGCCCAAAUUUAUUCCUGACCACAUGGUCCUGGUUGGAAUGGAAAAACUGGACUGUAGCCGUUACACAAGCGAUCACUGGGGGAUUUACUGCACUUUCAAUACGUGAUUUCUGUUUACUAAAGAGCACAUGAGCCACUAACAGACCUUUAGGAAUGAACAAAAUUAUGAGUUCCUACAUAAUUUCAUUUGUUAGGAAAUGUAGGUGGGUAUAAAGCAGACGAUUUAAUUGUGUGUUUUUUUUCUUUAUACACCAGGAAUUGCUCACUACAGUGGUUUAUUAUGUAUCUGUAUCCCAUGAUUUUAGUCAAUCUUGUACUCCCAUAUACUCUGUGUCCUAAAUGUAAUACGAGUUCUCGUUUUGCCUUAUUUUUUGGUGUUUUAAAAUUUUGAAAGUGUUAUCUUUAUUUCAUUAAAUAAGAACUUAUACAUUUCACCACAAGUGAUCAGUAUUUGUCAACCUUCAUGGACCAACAGUAUUGGUGUACAGUAUUACUUGCUAAAACUACAAAUUGUCAUGUACGUACACACACACACACA